Messenger RNA from Leptidea sinapis, 4876 nucleotides. RefSeq names its product neuronal acetylcholine receptor subunit alpha-7 (gene nAChRalpha6). Gene Ontology annotation, cellular component: synapse; neuron projection; postsynaptic membrane. The transcript has 12 exons. The coding region runs from base 101 to 1609 and encodes 502 amino acids. Lineage: Eukaryota; Metazoa; Arthropoda; Insecta; Lepidoptera; Pieridae. The record is from RefSeq and is a predicted model, not a curated record. Gene Ontology annotation, molecular function: acetylcholine-gated monoatomic cation-selective channel activity; transmembrane signaling receptor activity. Gene Ontology annotation, biological process: signal transduction; monoatomic ion transmembrane transport; chemical synaptic transmission.
GAGCGCCGUUUGGGACGGUCGUGUACGUCGACGGGCUGUAUGAGCGCGGCGGCGUGCUAGCGCAGCGGGCGCGGGUGUGGUAUGCCCGCGCGACGCCGCCAUGGCCCCCAUGUUGGCGGCCUUGGCGCUGCUCGCCUUCCUACCCGUUUCGGAACAAGGUCCACAUGAGAAGCGGCUACUAAACAAUUUGCUAGCUUCAUACAACACUCUGGAACGUCCUGUCGCCAAUGAGAGCGAGCCGCUUGAAGUUAAAUUCGGCCUCACCUUACAACAGAUAAUUGAUGUGGACGAGAAAAAUCAAAUACUGACCACAAACGUCUGGCUCAAUUUGGAAUGGAAUGAUUACAACUUGAGGUGGAAUGAUAGCGACUACGGCGGAGUCAAGGACCUCAGGAUCACACCAAAUAAACUUUGGAAACCUGACGUCCUCAUGUACAAUAGUGCUGACGAAGGUUUUGAUGGGACGUACCAGACAAAUGUGGUGGUCAGAAACAACGGCAGUUGCCUGUACGUGCCACCCGGCAUUUUCAAGAGCACAUGCAAGAUAGACAUCACUUGGUUCCCCUUCGACGACCAACACUGUGACAUGAAGUUUGGUAGCUGGACUUAUGAUGGCAACCAGCUGGAUUUGGUAUUGAAAGAUGAAUCUGGAGGUGAUCUAUCAGACUUUAUUACGAACGGCGAAUGGUAUCUAAUAGGGAUGCCCGGAAAGAAGAAUACUAUUACAUAUGCCUGCUGUCCAGAACCUUACGUAGAUGUGACAUUCACAAUAAUGAUUCGGAGACGAACUUUGUACUACUUCUUCAAUUUAAUCGUCCCAUGUGUAUUGAUAUCGUCAAUGGCCCUUUUAGGUUUCACUUUACCACCCGACUCAGGAGAAAAGUUAACCCUUGGAGUCACAAUUCUUCUCUCGCUGACGGUGUUUCUGAACCUGGUAGCAGAGACUCUGCCGCAAGUCUCCGAUGCAAUACCCUUGUUAGGAACAUAUUUCAACUGCAUCAUGUUCAUGGUGGCUUCGUCAGUGGUACUUACGGUCGUUGUACUUAACUAUCAUCACCGUACUGCCGAUAUACACGAAAUGCCCCAAUGGAUAAAAACAGUAUUCCUGCAAUGGUUGCCCUGGAUACUGCGGAUGUCGAGGCCGGGAAAGAAGAUCACUCGGAAGACAAUAAUGAUGUCGAAUCGAAUGAGGGAACUGGAGCUUAAGGAGCGAUCGUCAAAGUCACUGCUGGCUAACGUUUUGGACAUUGAUGAUGAUUUCAGACACGUUCCACCACCACCGAAUAGCACUGCUUCGACUGGAAACUUGGGACCUGGAAGUUGUUCGAUUUUCCGCUCAGACUUCCGGCGGUCGUUCGUGAGACCGUCGACGAUGGAGGACGUGGCCGGUGGUCUUGGAAGUCACCACCGGGAGCUGCACCUCAUCCUACGGGAGCUUCAGUUUAUCACCGCGAGGAUGAAGAAAGCUGAUGAAGAAGCUGAGCUCAUUAGUGAUUGGAAAUUUGCGGCGAUGGUUGUGGACAGGUUUUGCCUCUUCGUGUUCACAUUAUUCACAAUAAUCGCAACCGUGGCAGUUCUUCUGUCAGCUCCCCAUAUCAUCGUUCAGUGAAGAUAAUCAUUUGAUAUUACAUUUCUUCGAGAGAACUAUUAUUAGUCGUAGUUCUAAGUUAUAUUCAUGUACUAUAACUAUUUUAAUCGGAUUCGACGAUCAUACGCACACGAAUCGGUAUAAUCUAGUCGAAAGACGGUAAAUAUAAACUUCGUCAUAUAUUAUUAAGUACAUCAUAUUUAUAAACAAAUUGUGAUCUUAUGUAGUAAUAUACAAAAUGGUGUUAAUGAUUUGUUAAAGUAUUAGAAGUUAUAGUAUAAUUGAAGUUGUCAUUGGUAUUUUCAUCGUUUUUAGGAAAUAGUUCGUCUGGUUCUUUAUAUUAAUUGAAAUUUAUAUAACCACGAUUUAAAAAAAAUCAAAUAUAAAUUUUAUUUCCAUAAAGUUUAUAACUAAGUUUAUAAUUUAUUCAUUGAACAAGACUCAAACAAUAGUUAUUACCAUCUAAUUCAUAAUACAAUGCUCAAACUGUAUCAUAUUUUGAUAUUGUAGCUAACCUUAAAGUUAUUGAACGAAAUUUACUCGGGAUCCUAAAUAGUUUGCGAUAAAGGAAAAAAUGGGAUCAUUGACUAUAACAUUACCUUAGAUAAGUAAUGUGUAUAGGCUAUCAAAUAUUAUUAGAAGUCGUAUAGCUUGUGGCUUAGAUCGCGUUAUAGGAAAUUUUAUAUCGGAUUCAGUCCUAUUAUCAGAAAUUGGUUGUUGGGUAAAGGAAGUGAGUGUUUUUUGUGUAUUUAGACUCAAAUAAUGGACCCAUUAUUAUAGAAUUGAGCCAAUUAAAAAAAAAACUUUAAUUUAGCCAUUAUUUACAUCGCAUCGGACAUAAUUGUCGUUUCCAUUUCUAUUUUCUUUUAUUCAGAAAGAAGUGGACUGUAUUCAAUGAAAUACCAGAAUAAGAUCUCCACGGCGAUUAGAAGACGUGCAGCUAUAGUAUGUAUGGCUAUGCAUACUGGUUCGGCACCACCAAGUAAUUAAUAGAAAAAAUUCAUAUAAACUAAUAGCAAUAUAAAUGUUUAUUUGAAGUUAUUUCAAAAUGCAAAAUUAUUCCUCGUAUGUUCAGUCGACGUGGUUAGAUAGUAGCUAAUAAUAUAGUAUAACGUAGAUAUAGUUAUAUUAAAGAUAGCUAUAUAUAACGAAAUUAAUAUUUAUUCACGUUUUAUCUAUGUCCGUUCCUCAAUUUCGCUCUUAUAGGUGUCGUGAUAGACUAGUUGUCGUGUCCCCGUUCUAGAUAAUCAUUUCUGUACUAUAAGAAUGCUCACUUAAUUAGUAAUAUAUAUUGUUAAAAUGUUGUUUUAUUUUUAAAUAUAAUAGCUAAGUAUAGCUAUUAUAUUCGCCAAUGUGCGUUAAUGUAUUUGUUGAAGUUCUUUCAGAGUUUUAUUGAGUGAUUACUAUUUUAUUGUGGUGAUCGUAAGCUCAAGCUUAUUAAGGUUUUAUUUCUUUUAACUCAAUUCUUAGUAACCGUUUGUUUAAUAAAAUAAUAUGUUUGCUAAUCGUAGUUAACGAUUAAAUUCGUGGAAUUAGUAAUUAGUGCCAAAUUUUAGACUUUUAAGUUUGUAGUUGUUAAACGCUACGUGAAAAUUUAAUUAUAAUACGAAGUAGUAUUUGUUAGUGCAAUCUAAAUAUAAUAUUAAAUCGCAUUGGGUCGCGUCAAUCGACGUACCAGCCAAUCUUAAAACCUAGUAUAUUAAUAAACUAUAAAUUAAAGGUUGUGAAACAUUUAUAAUGUCAGUUGAUGGCGUUCCAAUGUUCGAUAAAUUAUAAAGUUUUUAAAUCGAGUAGAGGACGUCUACGAUAAAAGAUGUAAAUUAAGAAAUUAACAGUUUUGGGAAAGUAUUAUUAAAAACGUUUAAAAUAAUCGUAUGCUCCGAUUUUUUCUGCAUAUUAUGUCUUCAUUAUCUUAAUAUUAUUAUUAACUUUUAACUACCAACUGGAUUUGUUAGUAAGGUACCUCAUAAGAGAUUAGUAUCGCUCUUAAUUUAAGUAAAUGAAGCUGCCAUUUGUAAUAAUUUUUAACUACGCUCGCAUCACUCUGAUAGAUAGGAACCAAAUAUAAUCACGUUAUUAAAAUGUAUAUGUAAUAAUAUAACCGAUUUAGAUAGCUAUUAUCGUUAAUUACAGUAUCAUUAUGCUUGCUAUAUUUUGCCUGUUUUCUGUGUUAAGUAAAUAAAUAUAUGUUAUUUAAUGAGAAGCUGGACUUUUCAUAGUAGUAUCUGAGUUAUUCGUUUGUUUGUCGUAACCAUUUUGGACCAACCCAAAAAUAAUUUUAUAAAUUUUUCACAUUUUACUACUACCUUUUGCACAACAGAAACAGAAUGCUUUAAAAUUAAAACAGGUAUUAUAAAAAUGAAUUUUCUAUUCUCAAUUUCUCAAUUUAAUAUAAGGUUUUAUUAUUGUUUUCAAUUCCAUAGCGUUCUUGCAAUAAUUUUUGUAAUGAUUUCUUAUUGCGAUAUAUUUUUGGAUGUAAGUUAAAAUGACAGUAUUUUUUCCAUACUAUUACAAUUUCCUAUAAAUAUUGUAAUCAAAAUAGUCAUAUUCAAAACGUUUCAAAUGCAGUGUAUUCUAUUUGUAAAACUUUUAUGCGACUUAAUCUAUUGAAAGACUACGAAGUUUAAUUGGACUUCCCAACAUAUAGUUUAAUACGAAGUAAUGUGUGUUCAUAUUGUAGUCUGCUUUUAUACAAUGUGACUUCUGAAGAUCCAAUUAAUGUGGAGUGAUUUUGUCGCUUUUGUGUUUGCCUGGAACAAGAGGUUCUCAAAGUAAUCUGUGGGAACAAUAGGAAGCAAAUUGAGUAGGAAAACAAGAUCAAACUGAUACGAUAAACAAAAUGUAAUCUCAUAGAAGCACUGCUCCAAGAUAGAGUUAAACGAAACAUCUUUUGUACAUUUAUCAAAAGACUUUAAAAUUUCGAACGUCAUUUUCUUUAUCAAACAUUAUUCUAUAGUUUGUUCAUUUAUAUGCUCAAUUUUCUUGAUUUACAUAUGUUUGAAAUGGAUCAAAAUCGUUUGCACUUAUCAAUCAAGAUACAUUUAUACAUAAAUAUUUAUAAUUAAAUCACAUAUAAUAAUUGUCAAAUUAUGUUCCUUUGGCUCAACCAUAGUCGAAUCAAUUAAAGAAUAAUUAAAUUGACUGCAGGUAAGAUAAAAUAAAACCGAUAAUGUAAGUUUGUAAAGCCCUUGUGGAGGUUUUUAUAAUAUGACAUUAAAGAGGAAAAUAAAUUUGUAAAAAUAUUUAAAUGCAACGGGUAAGACGGUUACUCGUUAAAUUGAUUAUCGU